Sorghum bicolor (sorghum) is the source of this 2598-nucleotide messenger RNA. RefSeq names its product acyl-CoA-binding domain-containing protein 5. The transcript is spliced from 16 exons. Gene Ontology annotation, molecular function: protein binding. Lineage: Eukaryota; Viridiplantae; Streptophyta; Magnoliopsida; Poales; Poaceae. Bases 320 to 2383 code for a protein of 687 amino acids. The record is from RefSeq and is a predicted model, not a curated record.
ACUUUUCACGCCGCCUGCAGCAAGGCCCCGCAGACUCACACCACACUCUAGUCUGGGAGAAGUCAAUGUCACUGGACGACCCACGCUCCUCCUCAGCUACAGGCUCCUGCGCCGCUCACACUCCUCGUCCUCGAGCUCUCACACUCUCACUCAGCGCACAUCACAUUCACGCCGGAGGCUGGAGCUGCUCCUGUUCUUCCUGCUCAUCUUCCUUCUUGCUCCGAUCCAACAAGUGAGUCACAGGAGAUUGCAGCUGUAGGGUUCAGGUUCAGAUAUCAGUCUCUCCGUUGGGUGAUUAGGAGCUCGAGGCGACGCCGCAAUGCCCAAGAUGUUUGGUUUCUCUCGGCGACGGAUGAAGUUGGGGAGGUUGAAGGGUCAUCUACAUGAUCAUUUCCAUGCCUCUCGAAGCCCCUCUCGGACCACCAAGCGUUUCAGUCACCCCAAUGGAGAGGAUCCAUUGACUACCUCAGUGAGUGGUCGUCCCGAUGACCAUUCUUGGCGCUGCUCAUCCGAUACUUUUGAUAUCAAUGGUCGUGCUUUUGAGAGCUCAGAGAACUGGGCAGUGCUGUCAACAGAGGGCGACAAACCAGUUCCUCGUUUUGAUCAUGCAGCAGCCAUGGUAGGGAGCAAAAUGGUAGUAUUUGGUGGCGAUUCUGGUCAAUGUUUGCUAGAUGAUACUAAGAUAUUGAGUUUAGACAAGCUUACCUGGGAUUCUGUUGCUCCUAAAGUUCGACCAUCAUCAAAUGGACGUUCUCUGAAGUUGAGACCAUGCAAAGGUCAUUGUCUGGUUCCAUGGGGAAAGAAUGUUAUUCUUGUGGGAGGGAAAAGUGAUCAACCUUCUGACAAGAUAUCAGUAUGGACCUUCAAUACAGAGAGUGAACUCUGGUCACAUAUGGAAGCGAAGGGUGACAUUCCGGUGUCUCGAAGCGGCCAUACGGUUAUUAGAGCAGGUCCUGUUUUAAUUCUCUUCGGAGGUGAGGAUGCCAAAGGGAAGAAACUACAUGACCUUCAUAUGUUUGAUCUGAAGUCAUUAACUUGGCUUCCUCUGAAUUAUAAGGGUGCUGGACCUUCUCCAAGAUCAAAUCAUGUAGCUGCCCUUUAUGAUGAUAGAAUUCUAUUGAUUUUUGGAGGUCAGUCGAAGUCCAAGACCCUGAAUGAUAUUCAUGCUCUAGACUUUGAAACAAUGGUAUGGUCAAGGGUCAAAACCCAUGGUCAUCAUCCAUCACCUCGAGCAGGAUGCUGCGGGGCUCUUUGUGGGACUAAAUGGUAUAUUGCAGGGGGUGGAAGCAAGAAAAAACGGCAUCCUGAAACAUGGGUUUUUGAUGUUCUCGAAUCCAAAUGGUCUGUUUGUGUAGUGCCUCCUAGUUCCUCAAUCACUACAAAGAAAGGUUUCAGCAUGGUUCCAUUAUACUACAGGGACAAGAUUGUGCUUGUUGCUUUUGGAGGGAACAAAAAGGAACCAUCUGAUAAGGUUGAAGUACUAGUGGUGCUGCAAAACGAGCACUGUUUCAGUUGGCGAUCCGCACCUGAGGUGGAACCCUUACUGUAUGACGACUCUCCUCCAAGCUCAAGGGAACUUGCUGACCAUCUCAACAACUGCGCUCCUCUGUAUUCUACUAGCUCCGCAGCGAGGAGCAGUCUUGCAACCACAGCGGAAAACUCUUCUGGGAGAAAAUCCCUCCCCGAUUCACUGCUACAGAAUUCAAAUCUCGGGAGCUCAUCGCUCCGCAGGCAGUUUCGUCAGGAAGAGGACUGCAGCCUGGCCCAAAAACUGCAGAAACCAAUCGACGACGACAAGUACAAGGACGCCGACGACUGCUCUGAACUACCCACAAUCGCAAACCAAAAACCACGCAACGACACACGCCAGUCCCCAGAUGCUGUUGAUGCUAAAGCGAGGAGGCUGGGCAGGAGCUCGUCAGACAUCAACAACAACCAUCAGGACACGAGGAUAACCACGCUGAUCAGGAGGAACAUGGCGCUGGAAGAGCAACUCUCAGCCGCGCUCGCGAGCAAGGACGAAGCGGAGAAGAACCUCUCCCUGGUCAUCGACAGCAAGGAUGAGCUGGAGAAGAGGUUGGCCGAGAAGGACAGGGAGGUCGAGGCGCUGAAGGAGAAGGCAACCGGGCUAGAACUGGCACAGGAGGAGUCCAACAACCUCUCCAACACCGUCCAUGCCGACAACGUGCGGCUGGAGCGCGAAGUGGCCUUCCUAAAGGCCGUCAUGGACGAGACCCAGAAGGAAUUGCACUCGACUCGCGGAGUUCUUGCAGGAGAACGCGCAAGGGCAUUUCAGCUUCAGGUUGAAGUGUUCCAUCUGAAGCAACGCUUGCAGACGAUGGAGGGAAGGUCACCUACACCACGAAAGCCUCAGAAUCAGUAGAGUGCAGGAGUGUACAGUUUUUGAACAAUCUGUUGUAGAUUCAAUGUUGUACUAUAACUAUAACUGGUGCCAGAGCCACAUUGUGAUUUGUAAUAUUCGAUACAAAUGUAUUUCGCCACUGGGACGUAAUUGUGUAGAAUGAGUUUUUUUGGUCCAUGCAAGAUGCGUUCAUCCACGAGUUCUGAGUUGUUGCUCAGCUCAAGGUUUCAUCUGAA